AUGAUGGAGUACAUUACGACAGUUUACAAGGCAUAUGAUUCUACGAGAAUUUAUCGAGAGUUACGGGUUCGUGGAGCACUAGUGAAGGGAAACCUUCUUAUGCUAUUGCCAUUAGAAAGUUUAUUUGAUGAAACAGAUGGAGUAUGGAAUCUUUCAUCUGAUCAAGGAAAUCUAGGGAAGUUGUUUGUAACAAAUUUUCGACUUGUUUGGACAUCUAUAAUUAACGUGAACUUCAAUAUUAGCAUUCCUUUCCUGCAGAUACAAAUGAUUGCAACCAGAAAAUCUAAGUUUGGAGAGGCACUCGUAAUUCAAACUACACGGCAGACAGGAUCAUAUCUUCUUGGGUUUCGAAUAGAUCCACGCGAGCGUCUCAAUAAAGUAGCGAAGCAACUUGGUAGUUUACAUAGCAUUUAUUGGAAAAACCCUGUUCUUGGAAUUACUACUGGUCAAACAAAAGAUGAAACAAUACAAAAUGUAAAGAAAAUAAAUGAAGACAUAGAUGAAUCUAGAGGUCGAACUGCUGAAGAUCACUGUGAUAUUCUUUCAGUUUAUCUAGCGGAUGGAACCAAACUAAAAGACAGAGAGCCAGUGUAUAACGAGGACCUUGGCCUUGCUGUCGAACGUCUACCAGAAAACUACACUAUUUCUGACUUGUGGAAGAUAAUACCAGAAAGGAAAAAAGAUAAAUGA
Molecule: messenger RNA, 690 nt
Organism: Schistosoma curassoni
Lineage: Eukaryota; Metazoa; Platyhelminthes; Trematoda; Strigeidida; Schistosomatidae
Source: the annotation of a GenBank genome assembly